Molecule: messenger RNA, 7129 nt
Organism: Leptidea sinapis
Lineage: Eukaryota; Metazoa; Arthropoda; Insecta; Lepidoptera; Pieridae
Product: protein unc-93 homolog A
Exons: 7
Coding region: 369-1952 (527 amino acids)
Biological process (GO): regulation of potassium ion transport; regulation of muscle contraction
Cellular component (GO): plasma membrane; striated muscle dense body
Molecular function (GO): potassium channel regulator activity
Source: RefSeq, a predicted model, not a curated record
CAAUAAUAGUGUCUGCGUAGUAAAUAACCAAACAUAUCUCACAGUGAUAUCUAGAAGUAAAAUGUGUUAAAUAUAAUUAGAUGAUGUGCUCAUGAAGAUACUCCAUAUAAGACAACGCGUAUAAGUGAGCUGACGUAUCUCAAGUGGUUGAAGAAUUGGACUUCCCAAAGAGAUGCUACGUUUACGGAUUAAAGGACCACAUUCAGAGAGAAUGUGUAGCGAGUUUGCAUCAGCACUAUUACAGAAUCUACACGCUCUGCAAUCUCUGAGACCUAAGAUUGAGAGGUGUUUGUUUAAUCUGCAGUGCCCCGUUAAUGUCCUGGUUAGAAUUCAUACGUAUUAAGUGAGUCAGUUUGCCGGAUGGCCGUAUGGGCAGCCUACCAGACCUGACGGAGCGCUCGCGGUCGCACAGCGUACGGCCGGCGACGCGGACCAUCUCAGAUCCUCACCGGCAUCACGCUGUGAUACCCCAGAUACCUGUUGGCAACUUCUGUAAGAAGGAAUGGUUAUGGCGCAAAUCGAAAACACCAACAAAGAUGCCACAAUUAGUCUCAAAUCGAAGACGAGAGUCUGUUGCAUCCUCCCUCGGUGCCACUUCUGUUCGACGGCUCAUUACACGACCUCCCCAGAAACUCCCGAAACCAAUCAUAAUACGCUUCUCGCUACUCUGUGUGGCAAGUGGGCUUUGCUCGACAGUAAUAUUACCUUUCACGGCUUUCGCUGGAGCAGAAGCCGGGGCGACACCACUUGCAAUUAUGCAUGCAGUUGCUGCUAUAAUUGCACCGUUCUCUCCAAUAGUUCUACAGAGAACUGGAACAAGAGCGGUAGUUGCAGCAGCACAUGUAUUAGUAGGCAUUUUAUUAUUAGCUCAUUCCAUUGCAACACCUUUAGCAAUCCUACUGGUCUUAUACGCCUUAUGCGGCUUAAUGCUCUCACCAAUGCAAUUGGCUCUAGCUGCCUCAGCUACUUCAUUUGCUCAAGCAGCUGGUGACGAAUUGAAGAGGAAAGUUAUGCUUAGACGAGCAUUGAGAGCUCUCAAAGCAGCCCAAGAUGUGGGUCUAGUUUUUGGUUCAUCUAUGCUUGGACUCGCGUUAAUAAUUUGGCCUGAAAAUCUGUUACCACUGUUACAAUUGCCAACUAGACUACAGAAUUAUUCUACUCCGGGAUGGCCACCAUCUGAAGACGACUUAGCAGAAGAAGAUUUUGAGGAAAUGACAUGUGGCGCGUCAGGAUGUCCAGAUAUUCAAUCAUUAGUCGGCAUAUCUUUAAGUGCUGAAGGUCGAACAGUGGUUGUGGUAUUGUGGGCCAUAUUGUCCUUUGCUGCUGCAGCUCUGGCAGUGUAUGGGGCAGCUUCAAUACCAUCUCCCCCACCCGAUGCUCGGUCAAUUUACAAGGACCCACGAGCCUAUCUGAGUUUCCCAAUGGGGUUAUUUAUUGGACUGCAACAAGGAUUUAUAUACACAUCUUACAUUAAGUGGUACGGGGUUUGCAUCGGUGGUUGGAGCGAGGCGUGGCGAGCAUUGUGCGGUGCAGGAGCGCUACAAGCGAUUGCUGCCGUGACGCUGAGCAUGGCAGCCGCACGAGGCCGGAGGGGCGCCCUGGCGGCCGGCGGCGCCGCAGCACACGCCUCGCUCCUGCUCGCUCUGCUGCGCUGGCGGGCUGCAAGAACUGACCUCGCCUUGCCAACUGUUGCUGCGUCUGCUUGGGGAGCCUGUGCCGCUCUUUGGGAUGUCUUGCAGGUUGGUCUGUGUGUGGGAGGAGCAGGAUGGCGUGGGCCGUGGUCGCUCACACUAGCGGCCCGCCACGCUGGUGUAGCGCUUGCGUGUGGGGCCAGGCAAUGCCUGUGUGUACGAACACAACUGGCAGUUCUAGCGUUAGCGCUUGUGGCAGGGUUGGCAUCGCACACAGUGCUAGAGCUCAAGAUGAGGCGAGAUCAACGUCAUCGCACCUAGCGAAGGAGCGGCCCUAGCGCCGACAUCGAUAUAUCUAAUCACGUUACUUCAGAAAUGUAGGUUUACGAUAAGUAACCAUAUUUAAGUAAUGUCGGAAACACUGAAUAAUUGUGAAACAAUAAUUUUAAGAUGUACUGUAAUUAAUAAAUUAAGGCGCUUCGGUCAACCGAAUUAAUUAACAGACAAAUUAAAUAUAGAUUGAAAUAGUAUAAUCGUGGAUUUACCACAUACCUAGUAUAAUCUAUGGAUUAUACUGACUAAGGAUUAUGACCUAAUGAAAAUAAUCUAAUAUGGCGCAGAUUAUCAUUCCUUUUCAUUCACACUCUAUUGCUACAUAAAUAUUCUAUUUAAUAUUAUAAUUUUUUUUAAAGGUAUAAUUUAUCAUAAUAUCAUUCCUGAUCACAUUUUUCCUGACUAAAUGAUCUGGAGGCACAAUGGUAUUUCCUCUUUAGAACUUUGUAGUUGGGAUCCUUUGUGCCCAGUGCCGCAACCCAGAUUCUUAUGUUUUAUAUAUUUAAGACCUGGUAACUACCGGUAUAUGUCGUCAUCACAAGAUCUAAUAAAGAUGGCAUGUGUCUGUCCAUGUUUGGGAAACGCGUAGGUGACUCAAACGAUUGGGACAGAUCAUAUGCCAAUUGGAAACUGAAGUGGCAGUGGGUAGGGCACAUAUUUCUACGGACCCUUGCCGACCACUGGCAUGGGGCAAAAAAGUCCUCGAAUGGCGACCACGUACCCGAAGACGGAGUGUUGGUAGGCCCCCCACAAGAUGGACCGAUGAUCUAAUCAAGAUCGCCGGAAUACGUUGGAUGAAGGCAGCGUGGAACCGAUGGUCGUGGAGAUCUUUGGGGGAGGCCUUUGAACAGCAGUGGACGUCUUCCGGCUGAUGAUCAUGGUACGCCAAUGUAAUUUUAUGCACGGAUCACCCUGCAUAAUACGUGGUGCGCGACCAAAGUCACCCAAGCCUGCGAUUUCAGUGGACGGGAUCUGUGCAAACCUUCGUUAAUGGCCGUUUGAACGCAGCCCAUGAGAUGAUCCAUUUCUGCGUGCUAUGAGACCUGUAGACACAGGUGUAGAUGCGGGCGUGGUCCUCAAAAUCUACGUGCAGCCUGAGAGUAGACAGGUCCCUACUCUGAAAACGUUGGUUCUCGACAUUAACCUAUUGGAAACAUAGCUAUGUUUGUUGAAGAAGCUUCUUCAUGCCGGUUUUCUGUGGAAGUGUGAUUAUAAUUCAGCAGAUUCUGGCCCGUUCGGGAUGCAGUCACAGGACGGCAGCGUGACACUCUCGUAUCGCCCUUAGUCGCCUAUCUCCUGGGGCUACCCUAUUCUUUAUACGCCCGGGGUAAACACAUUUUGCAUAUUGUUAUAAAUCAUCGUACAAGCCGCCAAUUUAGAUUAUUUUAUGGCAAAUAACCUCUAUUGACCCAAUAUUCAGUAAAAGGGCGUUGUUAAGUAGUAAAUCGGUAAAUGUAUUAUUACUAAAUAGAAUAAGGACUUCUUAAGUAUCUUGUACAUAAUAUUCCAACGCCUUUCUUUCUGAACUAACAAUGUUUCUUAAAAUAAGUUGAUAUCAAUAUUUAUGUGUUAAAGCAAAACGUAAGAUUUAUAUACUGUAUUUUGAGUAAGGUUAUAUUGCCUCUACUGUCCCGCACAGGGUUUCUAUAAUUGUGCUGUGAAUGUUUAGUGAUACUUAUCCCUAGAUAAUUUUAAGAUCCCUUUUAUAGCAUAUCUGUGGAUAUUAUGCAAGAGUUGUGAAUUCACCAUUAUAAUCGAUGUAAGUUUACUGUAUACCUACUGCAUCGCUGUCAUAAACUUGUUUUGUACAUCUAUAAUAUUUCGUUAUAUUCAUUAUUAUUAAUUUAAUUGAAAUAAUCAAGAUAUUACCGAUGAAUUUAAUACUUACCUACCUUAUUGACUACCACUACUACUUUCAUGAGAAGUUUUAAGUGUUGCUUAGUAUUGAGUUUUAAUACUAUUUAUUUAUGUAGGUACAUUGGAAAACCCAGUAAGUAAGUUGAUGUAAUUUAUUAGUUGUAAGGUACGAUAAUGUAAUUCCGUGAUUAUCUUUUUUUGACUAGGUUUUUCAUAUAUUUGUAUGAGAAGUUGUACAAUGACUGUGACUGUGAAUUAUAUGGAACUGCACUCAAAUAAUUUAACUUGACGUAGGUAACUUAGUUAAGCUAGCGAGACCGAAAUAUUUUCUCACAUAAACGUCACAAAAAAUGUUGUGAUUAAAUCUGGGUAGUUGUAUCAAAUCAAAUCAAAUCAAAAAUAUUUUAUUUCGCAGGUAAAUUGAAAUUACACUUGAAAUAUAAGUAUCAUUUUUUCAUACAGCUCAUUCAGAAGGCAGAUUUCCUUAGAGAAUCACUAGUUACGGUGCCCUUCAGACCGAAAAAUAGCUUACUUACAUUACUGCUUCACGGCAGAAAUAGGCGCCGUUGUGGUACCCAUAAUCUAGCCGGCAUUCUGUUCAAAGGAGCCUCCCACGUCAAACGAACUUCUUGAAUCUGUCAUACUGCCAACUGUAAGCUAAUACCGUUAUAUAAUUUUGGUACCCUAGUAGUACCAAGACUACGUAUACACGUACUUUUGAAAUUUUAUCCAUAAGACUGUUCGUAGAAUAAAAACAUAUUAAACAUACCAACCAGGAGGCUCCUUUGAAAAGGAUGCCGGCUAGAUUAUGUACCACAGCGGCGCCUAUUUCUGCCGUGAAGCAGUAAUAUAUAAGCAAUACUUUGCUUCGGUCUAAAGGGCGCCGUAUAUAUUGAAAUUACUGGGCGAAUGAGACUAAAUAUCUUAUGUCUCAAGGUGACGAGCGCAAUUGUAGUUCCGCUCUGAAUUUUUGGGAUUUUUAAGAAUCCUGCGGCACUGCAUUGUAAUGGGCAGAGCGUAUUCAUUACCAUCAGCUGAACGUUCUACUCGUCUCGCCCCUUAUUGUUAUAAAAAAAAACUCUAUUCAAAUUUCAAUUGAAAAUACCACCCACUUCGACGGUUGUUACACAUGAGAACCUCGUAUAAUUUAUACAUCUAAAUAGAGUCUCUUACUGUUAUUAACUAAUAAAAACAGAUAAAAAAAACACUCGUGAUUGGCACUUUGUGUUAGUGUGCGUGAAUUGCUCAAAGUAGAGUUUAGUUCUAAGCUCUACAUAUUUUUCGACGUUUUCACAGCUGUCUGAUGAUUGAGCUAGGAUUUCCAUAUCACUGUCACUAUCACUAGAACUGGAGAGUAUUGCCAUUGCCAAAUCCAUUAGGUACGAAAUAAAUCUACAGCAAACCAGCUAAAUAUUUUUACUCGUGAUCUACAGAUGCAAUCUUAAGUCUGAGGAAAGUCUAAGAUUACGAUUUUUGCUUCUUGAUCGAAAGGUUAAAACGAAAGAUAUGUUAUUGACACGCUCAAACUGUCAUUUUCGAACAGAGUUAAUCUGUAAUCUAUGAUCCCCAAAGAUAUAUUGAUUUUAAAUAUUACAAUUUUGAUCCAUGGUUUGUUUAUUGGAACACUUAACUAAAGACUUGGAUUAUAUUUUUGAUCGAAAAUCCGAAGAUCAAAGAUUAGAUUGAUUAUUAAUUUCGGCCGAUAGUCUAUACUCUAUCUACACGUGUAAAUGAUCUAAGAUUACCAGUACAUCGACGUUGUUGUGCACACUUUUACAAAUAAUCAAUUUUACUGUGGAAAAUGAUAUAAUAUGAAUGCAAUUUUGUAUUUUCCAAACUAUUUUCAUACUACAUAGGUAAUAUGGCUACACAUAUGUCUUUUUUAAUGAAAAUAAGGGACGAGACGAGCAGGACGUUCAGUUGAUGGUAAUUGAUGCGCCCUGCCCAUUAUAAUGCAGUGCCGUUCAAGAUUCUUGAAAAACCCCAAAAAUUCUGGGCGGUACUAUAACUGCGCUCGUCUCCUUGUGACAUAAGAUGUUAAGUCUCAUUUGCCCAGUAAUUUCACUAGCUACGGCGUCUUUUAGACUGAAACACAGUAAUGCUUACACAUUACUGCUUUUUCGGCAGAAAUAGACGCCGUUGUGGUACCCAUAAUCUAGCCGGCAUCCUGUGCAAAGUGACAGGCUCCCACUGGUAAAAAAGUGUAUGUAGUAUAGAUUUUAUGUAAUUAGUUUAAGAAGUGUUUUGUUAAAUUUAAUUGUGUAUACUUUUAUUAUUCUUGCAGUUCUAAUAUUCUUAUAAAAUAAUCGAUAUUACUUGUACGUGUUUAUCAAUUUCUAAAUUUAUAAGAAGAACCUUCAAUCUAAAUGUUAAGUGUUUUUGCUUAAAUAAAGGAUUGGUCUAAACUCUAAAGUCUAAACUAAAUACCGCACUACCUAAGAACAACUACGUCUGCGGUAUCUAGUUGGAGCACAGCGGAGAACAAUCCUUAAUCUAAGGUUUUCUGUUAUUAUCAGCUGUUACUCAAAAUUAUUGUAAUUUUAGCUGAUGCUUAUGUAAUUAAAUUUUAUUAGAUGUUAAUUAUUAACUAUAAUAAAAACAAUAGAUUUACAAUGUUUAAAAUAGAAAAAAAAACAUAAAUUAAAUUAUACCUGUCAGGCUGAAACCUAUAGAGCGCACUAAAACUUUAUUUACGUAAAACUUGUCUGAGUAUAAGGUUAGCAUAAUCUUUGAUUUCGUUUUUAUCACUGACCUCUACUAUACCACUGGACUGGCGGCUGUCAAAAGUCCUUUUGUGCCUGUUUGAUAUUCGCCAUUUUUGCGCUGUUGGCCAUGUAGUGAGAGUCUGCGGUACUAAAACUAGCGACGACAACCUAAGCAAACAUCAAUAGAUGGUGGGAAACUAUUUACAAAAAUAACUGUGCACUUUAUUACGUUGAUUCUUGAAGUAUAAAUAACACGGAAACGAACGAAAUUAAUGAAAAAUGCAAAAAUACUUCAGACGUAUGUACGUUCCUUCGCAGCCAUUUGUACUAUACGUCAAAAUUAGUUCUCUGAACGCUCGCGAGUGGCGCUUCAAAUAGGCACAAAAAAUUUGUAGUCAAACAUAUGGAACAACCUGUCCAGUGGUAUUUAUGCAGGUGGUUUUUAUAGUCAUUUGACAGCUGAAAUUAUUAUGUGCUUAAGUUAAGACAGCCCAAUGCAAAAGUCAAGUUCGCGUUUUAUCACACUGAGCUAAGUUUUAUGUAAGUAAAGUGUAAGCAAAGUCUUAGUACGCAUUAUAAAUCUUAGGCUGAUUCGCACCUGGU